Messenger RNA from Gongylonema pulchrum, 708 nucleotides. The record is from the annotation of a GenBank genome assembly. NCBI's taxonomy places the organism in Eukaryota, Metazoa, Nematoda, Chromadorea, Rhabditida, Gongylonematidae.
AAAUUGCGUAGUAAACGCCCCGAUGAAAUGCACGAUAUGCCAGAUUCUUCAUCCGGUACUUAUGCAACGGCUUUUACCUCUCUAUGGUCUCUUAGUGAUAUGUUUAUUUCAGCAAGCGAACCAGAACUAGCUGCAAGCAGGUUUGAAGGCAAACGCGAGUAUCGAUCACCAAACCGCAGCACGCGGAAUUAUUCGCCACUCAAUCGUCGAGAAUCACAUAGGCCUUCAGUGCGUGAAGAAUGCAUGAGAGGCGGUUUGCAGGAGCAUGAUGAAAUCAUCAAAGAAGCCUCCAGACUGCAAAUCUCAUCACUACGACGUGAAAUUGAACAACUGCAGAAGGGUGCUGAGGAUCGGAAAGGAAAGCUGCAGCAGGUGAACUUUGGCAAGAAUCGCACUGUUUGGUGUGGCAAACGAAAAGAACGACAGAAAUGGUUGGCUAUCAUCGAUGCUGAAGGCAUCAAAACACUCGUGGUUGGAUACCUACUAUCAACUUACGAAGCGCGAAUUUCGAUGCUCGCUCGCGAGAAUGAAAUGUUCGUGAGGAAGCUUGAUCAAAUGGAGAAGGAGCGUCAAUCAAUGUACUGGGUUGCGCUCAAGAAAAGCAAAGAAACAGCUGCACAAGACAUUCAGCAGGUUACGUCUUAUUUUAGCCUUUCAGAAGUCAUACAGUUUUGCCUUUCGGAAGACAAUGCUGCACAAUUUACGUAA